CAUUCCAAUGCGGACCACAAGGACUUGUAAUGGAAUCCCGAGAUAAUCUACAUAUUGUCAUUUAUGAGCACGCCCUUUUUUUUCAAAAAAAAAAAAACCUCACAUUACGUUCGUUUCUGCUACAAUAGACAACAAGAGCUUUGGUGCCGGGCUGUUUGAUGAAGCAAAGCGGCCAUGAGUGGACAAUCUAAUAUUGACAUCUCGUACGACGGGAGGGAUGUUGGAGAUCAAUUAUCAGCCGCUCUACAUAGUACUAUCAAAUACGUAACCCAUCUCCAGAGCUCGCUAGAUGGUAUCAAAGACAAUACAAAACAACUUUUCUGGUGGACCUCGACCCUCGUGUCCAUAUGUCUCGGACUUUUCCUACUUGCCCAUCUUAUCCGCCUUCGCCGGGAGGUAACUACAUUAGUCCAGUACCAAGAGCUCUUCCGAAGAAUGUGGGACGAGGACAGGGAAAUAGAGGAAGAGAGGAUAAAUGAACAGAGACAAGAGAAGAAGUUGGAAGAACAGCGAAGACAAGCCCGGUCAGCUGCACGUGGCAGAGCUGGAUCGGAGUUCUCACGGAGAGGAACGCCUCGCCGCGACUGGGCAACAGAAGAACCAUACGCGCCAACAUCUCAGUAUCAUAGACCAUCACCAUUCGGGACCCAAGUCGACGCGACUCUCGAUAAUGCCCCAUUGCAAGGAGCAGAUCGUGAUGAAUGGGUUCACAGGGUAGCAUCUAUGACCCAGGGUCUAAGGCGAAAUUAUUACGAGAAACAAAAUCAAGUGGAGGAAGAUGAGGACGAUCAAGAGGAUAUCAUCUAUUCGUGAAGUUUUUUUUUUUUUUAAAAAAAAAAAA
Messenger RNA from Daldinia decipiens, 841 nucleotides. RefSeq lists its product as uncharacterized. Bases 175 to 813 code for a protein of 212 amino acids. NCBI's taxonomy places the organism in Eukaryota, Fungi, Ascomycota, Sordariomycetes, Xylariales, Hypoxylaceae. The transcript is spliced from 2 exons. The record is from RefSeq and is a predicted model, not a curated record.